Messenger RNA from Drosophila busckii, 5305 nucleotides. RefSeq lists its product as uncharacterized. The transcript is spliced from 3 exons. Bases 89 to 5158 code for a protein of 1689 amino acids. The record is from RefSeq and is a predicted model, not a curated record. Lineage: Eukaryota; Metazoa; Arthropoda; Insecta; Diptera; Drosophilidae.
ACAUUUUACACUUUUGUACACGUAACAAGUCAACAACAGAGAUUUUCAGAAAGUUUCAUAUUCAGGCUAAAAUAUCAGAACGAGCAGCAUGCAGAAGACGCCGAACACACAUGAGGAGCAAACGCGUCACUGCGAUCCACAGCAGUUCGAGCAGCAGCAGGAGCAAUGGCGCAGUCCGCUCAUGUUUCGCGAUAUGACAUAUGAAACCGAUGCAGCGCACAUGGAGCGUUUUCGCCAGCCUCAGCCGCUGCGCAGCGGCUACGGCGGACUGCACAACCUAAGCAAUCUACCCGAAGAGUAUUUGGCCGAUAUGUCGGCGCCAGCGUUCGAUAUGUCCACGCAACAGCAACAACUGCCAGACAUGUCACUGGGCGGCGAAUGCUUGGAUAACAUUACACCGCCGCAUUUGAGCGAGACGACAACCGAAUCACCACUGGGUGGCAACGAGGCCAGCAGCUAUGUGGAUAGCGUCUAUCGCAAGAUUAUGGAGCGCUUCGAUAGUUUGCGUGCGCGCAUUGCACGUGGCGACAAAAUAUUGCCCUCGGAGGCUUCCUAUAAUGAAUGUGCAACAGCAAAUAAUGAUAUUAACGAUUGCCAAAAGGACAAUGGCGUGUUGACUACACUACGUCAGGUAUUAACGCAUCGGGAUCAGUGCGGCAAUGUGACCAGCCAUGUGGAGGAGACCAGCACAUGCGAACGCCUCGGCGAUGUGCAGCCACCGAGUUAUAUAAACGCAAGCGAUUUGGGCGUGCAGUUCUUAAGCGCACCAACGCCGGCACGUCAAAUGAACUUUUCGGAGAAUCUAGCAAAUAUAACAAUGCCAUCGUAUCAUGGUGAAUCAAUGCCCACAUAUAUGAAUAGUGAAUAUUUAAGCGACAUAAGUUCGCCAACCUUUGUUAGCGACUCAGGGGCACAGCGACGCGGCAAUGGUAAUGUAACCUAUAUGAGCUGCUUAGCUGAUGAAAGCUCGCCACAGUAUAUGCAAGAAAUGAGCAGACAAAUGCAAAGCGAAUGUCUGGACGACAUAACAGCGCCAACAUUUGGACGCAGCUUAUCGCGUCGCGGCAGAAGCAACAACAACAACAACAACAGCAGCAGUAAUCGCCGCAAUCAGCAAUCGACAUUUCCCAGCGAGAUGCUGGAUAAUGUGAGCGCUCCAGCUGCGUUUAACAAAAGUCAAUCGCGUGCUGAAAACAGCAGCAGCAGCAGCAAACGCCAGCAGCAGCAGCGCAUGCAGAAAUCAGCAGCAGUCAAUGAACAAAGUCGCUCGCGAACACGUUCGCCCAAGCGUAAUAUACGCGCAGCAGCAGCUAAUUGCCCUAACGAUGCCAACUACAGUGAACUCAGCAAUCGACAGCAACGCACGCAGCUGCAGCUGCCCAGCGAGUGUUUGGAUAAUGUGACGCCCCCUUACAAUGAAAGCUCAACAGGCGCUGCAACGCCCAAGCGCAACAAUCGCUCAAACAGAUCGCCGCCUUAUCAGCAGCAGCAACAAAAUUUGAGCGACAUUAGUGCGCCCGCCUGGGCCAGCUCAUAUAGCAAUCGCAGCAGAAGCAGACAGCAGCCAUGUCGAACACAGCCCAGUGAAUUUCUAGACGAGAUUAGCAUGCCCUCAUAUGGCGCAUACUCCACUCAGCAGCAGAGCGUUAACUACGGCAGACCACAACAAGUCUAUACGGCUGAAAAUAUUUGCGACGUUAGUGCGCCUGAAUUUAAUGCAAGUGAACCCAGAGCAAUGUUUAUGAGUCAGUAUAUCGAUGACAUAAGCAUGCCCAGCUAUGGGCAACACAUGGGUUCAUUUGGUGCAGCCAGAAGAGAACACAGCAUGCCCAGUGGCUGUUUGGAGGAUGAGACCAUGCCCUCAUUUGGAGGAGUAUCCGGAGCGUCCCGAAGACAGCAAAGCAUGCCCAGUGAAUUUCUGCAGGAUGUUAGCAUGCCCUCAUAUGUAGGUGUCUCCAAUGCAUCCCGAAGACAGCAAACCAUGCCCAGUCAAUGCUUGGAAGAUCUAAGUAUGCCCACGUUUGGAGGUGUCUCUGGUGCAACAAGAAGACAGCCAUCUAUGCCUAGUAGGUGCUUAGAAAAUGAAACCAUGCCCUCAUUUGGAGGAGUAUCCGGUGCAUCCAGAAGGCAACAAACUAUACCUAGUGGUUACUUAGAAAAUGAGACCAUGCCCUCAUUUGGAGGAGUAUCCGGUGCAUCCAGAAGGCAACAAACUAUGCCUAGUGGUUACUUAGAAAAUGAGACCAUGCCCUCAUUUGGAGGAGUAUCCGGUGCAUCCAGAAGGCAACAAACUAUGCCUAGUGGUUACUUAGAAAAUGAGACCAUGCCCUCAUUUGGAGGAGUAUCCGGUGCAUCCAGAAGGCAACAAACUAUGCCUAGUGGUUACUUAGAAAAUGAGACCAUGCCCUCAUUUGGAGCUGUUUCCGGUGCAUCUAGAAGACAACAAACCAUGCCCAGUGGAUGUUUGGAUAAUGAGACCAUGCCCUCAUUUGGAGGAGUAUCCGGUGCUUCUAGAAGACAACAAACCAUGCCAAGUGGAUGUUUGGAGAAUGAGAGCAUGCCCUCAUUUGGAGGUGUCUCCGGAGCGUCCCGAAGACAACAAACCAUGCCAAGUGGAUGUUUGGAGGAUGAGACCAUGCCUUCAUUUGGAGGAGUAUCCGGUGCUUCUAGAAGACAACAAACCAUGCCAAGUGGAUGUUUGGAGGAUGAGACCAUGCCCUCAUUUGGAGGAGUAUCCGGUGCUUCUAGAAGACAACAAACCAUGCCAAGUGGAUGUUUAGAGGAUGAGACCAUGCCCUCAUUUGGAGGGGUUUCCGGUGCAUCCAGAAGACAACAAACUAUGCCAAGUGGAUGUUUGGAGGAUGAGACCAUGCCCUCAUUUGGAGGGGUUUCCGGUGCAUCCAGAAGACAACAAACUAUGCCAAGUGGAUGUUUGGAGGAUGAGACCAUGCCCUCAUUUGGAGGGGUUUCCGGUGCAUCCAGAAGACAACAAACUAUGCCAAGUGGAAAUUUGGAGGAUGAGACCAUGCCCUCAUUUGGAGGAGUAUCCGGUGCUUCUAGAAGACAACAAACCAUGCCAAGUGGAUGUUUGGAGGAUGAGACCAUGCCCUCAUUUGGAGGAGUAUCCGGUGCUUCUAGAAGACAACAAACCAUGCCAAGUGGAUGUUUGGAGGAUGAGACCAUGCCCUCAUUUGGAGGAGUAUCCGGUGCUUCUAGAAGACAACAAACCAUGCCAAGUGGAUGUUUGGAGGAUGAGACCAUGCCCUCAUUUGGAGGGGUUUCCGGUGCAUCCAGAAGACAACAAACUAUGCCAAGUGGAUGUUUGGAGGAUGAGACCAUGCCCUCAUUUGGAGGGGUUUCCGGUGCAUCCAGAAGACAACAGACUAUGCCUAGUGGAUGUUUGGAGAAUGAAAGCAUGCCCUCAUUUGGAGGGGUUUCCGGUGCAUCCAGAAGACAACAAACUAUGCCUAGUGGAUGUUUGGAGAAUGAAAGCAUGCCCUCAUUUGGAGGUGUUUCAGGUGCAUCCAGAAGACAACAAACUAUGCCCAGUGGAUGCUUGGAGGAUGAGACCAUGCCCUCAUUUGGAGGAGUAUCCGGUGCCUCCAGAAGACAACGAACCAUGCCCAGCGAGUGCUUGGAGGAUGUAAGUGCACCCUCUUUUGGCCGCAGUAUAUCUCAUGGUCGACAGAGGGCACAACAAAUGAAUACGGGUAAAAAUCUAUGCGAUGUGAGCGCUCCCAGCUUUGCUAAUGAUACGACGCGUAGUCUUGGCCACCAGCCCACAUAUCCCAGUAGAAGAAGUGUAUCCCAUCAAAGGGGCGCACCCACACAAAGAUGUUUCGAUCCCGCAGUGCAGACCAGCGAGUGCUUGGAGAACAUAACAAUGCCGAGCUUUGGAUAUGAUGAUAUAAGUUCGCCGGACUUUCAUUCAACGACGGCGUAUCGACAUGGCGAGUGCGCGCCGGAUGCACGCCGCGUGCGCAGUCUACCCUGCGUGCCCAGUCAGCAGCAGCUGGGGGAUAUAACGCCGCCCAUGUAUAUGGCCGAGGCAAGCAGCCGCGGCAUGCAGCAGCGUCGUGCCUACGAUGUAAGCUAUCCCAAUGAAAUGCUGAGCAAUAUAACAGCGCCGACAUUUAACGCGAGCGACUGUGAGCAGCAGCAGCAGCAGCCCAGCAGACGUCGCUCGCAGAGCUUGCCCUGCGCGGAGGGUGAGGGACAGGGGCAGCAGUUUUAUAAUAUAAUAUCGCAUACGCCGCAGGAACAAAUGCGCUGCCUGCCAGCUGAGCCACUGGAGGGCGGCAGUCCAAUGCGCGACUAUAAUAUACGCACGGAGGAAUGCGAGCAGCUGGAGGACAUCAGCAUGCCCAUGAUGGCCAGCACUGGCUAUGAGCCGCAUAGAAAUUCCUUUGAUUUUGCCACAAAUGUCGCCGACAUUAGCGAGCCCAGUGGUUUGGCCCAAGCGGGCCUAACCUCCACCACAGUGGAGGGCAUUACGACUAGCGAGCAGACUGUCUCUAAAGUGUGCAAGGAGCUGGAUGCCAACAACAAUGUGCAGCAGGAGGAGCUAACCAUCAAGCAAACGGUGUCGCGUGUGCAGACAACCACCAACGAGGGGGGUCAGCUUAAUAGCCGGCGUGAGCCCAAGCUGGAGGCCACACAGCAGCAGCAAAUUAAUGACAUUUCCAUGCCUGCCUAUGACACCAACAUCAGCAACAGCAGCAGCAACAGCAACAAGUCAAACCAGCAGCAGCAGCAACUUUCAAAUGUUACGCCGCCCAGCUUUGCGCCCUCGUUUGAAAGCAGCGACCAGCAGCCCAGUCCAGGCAAAGCAACAGCGCAAUCAAGUCGCAGUUUUCAUGGCUUCGACUCCAUGGAGAAUUAUGCGCCCUUCGAGGAACAGGUAAAGCCGCCGAUCAAGCGUGCAGCAGCCAAUACGAGCAGCAGCAGCAAAACUCGCACCCAGACCAGCAAACAAACAACGAAGCGCACUCAGAAUCGCAGCAAAACGACGCCAGCCGCUGGUCAUGUCUCUGAUGAGCAACAAACUGCUGCGUCGCGUUCCAAUGCCAAGCAGGACUGUCAGCCCACUUCAUCGCCAGCUGGCACGCCCUGUGGGCGUCCAAAUUGCAGCUCACGCAAUUGCAAUCAUCGCUGUUAGUUGCCGCUGAGCUGUGUGAGAGAUUAGCCUGAAUGGAAAAUUCUGAGGCAGCCAACAAUAAAUCAAAAGUGUAUUUUAUGCAAAGUGCAUUUUUCAUUUGUAGUCAGUCUAUAGCUUAAGCUUUGCUGCAAGCUACAAAAUAAGUUU